CUCGCGGUUCUCUUCUUCUUCUUCUACUUCUACUUCUACUAAUUGCUUCCUUUUCCUCUUCUCUUUAAGGUUUCAGCUUAUCAGUAAUGGCGUAGCUAAAUCUCUUUCUCUUUUGAUGUUUCUUUAUCUUCUCCCUCUCAGAACAUACGCGCAGAUCUUUGUUCAAACGAACUUCUUCGACUUAUCUAAAUCUGGUUCCGAUUUCUUCAUAUCCUCUGAAUCUUUGACAGAACUUGUUAGUAUUUUGAUUUUCUUUCUUAACAAAUUCGUCGAAAAAAACCUGUGUCGGAAGUGUGGGAUUGAGUUCGGUCUGAAUAUUUAAGGUUAGAAACAUGCGUGUCCAGAUGGAACAUUGUUAAGGAGAAUAGUUGUUAUUGAAUAGUUUAUAUUCAGCUCUAAUGAAGAACGGACAGAGCACACAGGAGAUGCAGUCUUCUACACAAGUCUCACAUGAGUCCCAAGGCGAACAGAAAAACAACCAGUCGUUAGAAGCUCCUAUUCAAGAUUCUGGUUCUGUCUCUGCCUCAAGUAAUGACGGUAGGAAAGUUUCAAGGCAAGAUAUUGAACUUGUCCAAAAUUUGAUAGAGAGAUGUCUACAGUUGUACAUGAACAGAGAUGAGGUCGUGAAGACCCUCUUGACCCGUGCAAGAAUUGACCCUGGAUUCACAACUCUAGUAUGGCAGAAACUGGAAGAAGAGAACGCAGAUUUUUUCAGAGCAUAUUACAUCAGACUGAAACUGAAGAAGCAGAUUAUUGUAUUCAAUCAUUUGCUUGAGCACCAGUAUCACCUCAUGAAGUAUCCUGUUCAUCCAAAAGUUCCAUUGGUCCCAAUGCAGAACGGGAUUCACCCCAUGGCACCUGUUAACAACAUGCCCAUGGGAUACCCAGUACUACAACAUCCUCAAAUGCAUGCUCCAGGUCAUCAUCCCCAUCUUGAUCCAAUGGGGUUAGGAAUGCCGAGCUGUCACGUGGUUAAUGGUGUCCCUGCACCUGGGAAUUUCCAACCAAUGAGGAUGAACUCAGGGAAUGAUAUGGUAAUAGAUACAACUGUGGCUGAUCCAACUCCAAUGAUUCCACCAAACAAUGGUAUGUCAUCAGUGUCGGAGAUGCCAGUGAGUCCAGCUUCCGUGGCGUCAAGUGGACAUUUCCCUUUUGCUGCUUCAGACAUGUCAGGCAUGGGAAUGGACACGUCAGCUCUUGAUUCUGCUUUCACAUCUGAUGUGGGGACUUCAGUGGGGUUACAGCUUGGACCAGAUGGAGGAGCUGGAAAUUCCAGAGACAAUCUCAGGCCAUUUGAUCAGAUGACUUGGAACUUUAGCCUCUCUGAUCUCACUGCUGAUUUGUCAAAUCUUGGAGAUCUAGGAGCGUUAGGAAACUAUCCUGGUUCCCCAUUUCUACCAUCUGAUUCAGAGAUUUUACUUGAUUCUCCGGAACAAGAUGACAUUGAGGAAUUCUUUGUGGAUUCGAUCCCAGGGCCUUCAUGUCCUCAGUCAGAUGAAGACAAGCCUUAGUUCCCAUUAAUCUCAAGUCUUAGUCAUGCCAUGAUAAUCUUCUGAUCAAUAGCAACUAAGCAAACAAGGAAGGUGUUACUGGUUCCUGGCUUUUCAGCUUAUAAUAGAAAACUUCCUAAAAUGAAUCAUAGGGUUUUCAUGAUCUCUUUGUUCCUGACUAAAAGAUUAAUUGGUUAGUAGUAAUCAGUUGUAUUUGAACCUUUUUUUUUUAUUUUGAGAAUGUGUAAGCAAGUAGAGACCAUAUCAUUGUAUAAUAAUAUGUCUCAGUAAUCUAUAUCUGUUUCCCCCCAUUUUCAGUUGUAUUUGAACCUUUUUUUUCUUUUUUUGAGAAUGUGUAAGCAAGUAGAGACCAUAUCAUUGUAUAAUGAUAUGUCUCAGUAAUCUAUAUCUAUU
This is a messenger RNA of Eruca vesicaria subsp. sativa (arugula), 1904 nucleotides long. The record is from the annotation of a GenBank genome assembly. Lineage: Eukaryota; Viridiplantae; Streptophyta; Magnoliopsida; Brassicales; Brassicaceae.